AUGACCGACCUCCCCUACGACUACACAAGUUGGCAAUUCCUCGAUGCAAUCGGACAAGCAUCGCCUCUGCAACAGGAACUGCAGCCGGAGGAGGCCAUGAGUCUUGGUUUUGAGUUCCCUUCUCAUGGUCGCGGCGAGAGCGACUUUGCGUUGCUGAGCUCGGAUAAUUGUCUGCCGUACGGACAAACUUCGGCAAAGGCAGCACCAGCAACAGGGUUUAUGCAGACGCAUACACCGCCAAUUGACACGGGGAUGGGAAUCGACAUGGAUAUGGAUACGGAGAUGUUUGCACAGGGCAUGGAGUUCAUUUCAGUACCUCCCUUCCCCGAUCUCACCCUCGGCCACGGGAAAAAGGCUCCCGACAGUCUCUCCCUCCUCCGCUCCACAUCCCAAGAUGCAGCCGAACGAGCGCUGUUUAUGACUCCAUCCGGCCUCACCUCCCCUUCAUCCUCGACAUUUUCAUCAACAUCGUCCUCGUCAAACCGGAACUCUUCCUCUCCAUCACUAGACCCAUGCAGCCCCAGCACAACAAGCACAACAAGCAAGGAAAGCGACGAAGACUGGGACUGGGACUGCGACCGCGAGCUGGAUCCCUCGCUCGGCAUGCAUUUCUACAAAUUGCCCGAUAGGCUCGACUCCUUCCAAUCAGUCCCCCGCCCGCCCCGCCACGUGCAUCAUCCUCCUCAUCACCAUUUUUCUCAUUCUCACCGGGUAAAUAAUACUCACCAGGAGGAAGACGAGGCAGACGCGCUAACGCCCCUCGAAAUGCCCGACGGCAGUACCCGCUUCACGGCGAAUUGGCUACCUGUUGAUCCCACGGGUGGAUUCACUAUUAAUUCACCUUCUGCGUCUGCGAUGGAAUUCGGGUAUGCGUAUGGUCACGGCCAGCAAGACCCCGGAUAUGGCCACGGCUACGCAAAUGGAGACCCCAUCUCGAUGGAAUUCAGCAAGGAGGCGUUUAUCCAGAUGCCGGCGCCUGCGUGA
Molecule: messenger RNA, 984 nt
Organism: Aspergillus pseudoviridinutans
Lineage: Eukaryota; Fungi; Ascomycota; Eurotiomycetes; Eurotiales; Aspergillaceae
Exons: 2
Coding region: 1-984 (327 amino acids)
Source: RefSeq, a predicted model, not a curated record